UCUUUGAUGUGAUGAUAGGCAGUGAUACACAUCGAGCCAGCACAUCAAUCAUUCUGAGCAGUGAUGCACCGAUCAUAGUGUGACUCAUCAACUUCAUACGAGAGACCUAAAGUAUCGUACGUGACAGGUGGCAGUUGUGAACGAGCGACCGUCGAGUGAGGCCGGAGCCGCGAGACGCUGAUCCCCCGGCGGGUUAUGGAGGCAUGCUUGUGUUAGGAAGCUGUGCGAGUGUCGUGCGGGAACUGUAACAACCCGGACACGCUCCACGCCGACGAAGAUGUGGAGUGGACGGUGAAAGUGAAUCGAGUGUGCCGCGCGAGAAGUUGGCAGAGGCGUUGGUGGUGAGCAACAAGUGUCGCGGCAGCAGAGGAACACGCUGUGCCACUCUGGUGACGGCAUGACGCUUCCGCCCUCCCUCCCCGCCCUCUUCCGAGUUCUGCUCCGCCUCCUCCUGAUCCAAGGUAAAUGAAUCUCAUGACCUGCUUCCCCCUUCCUGCUGGAGCCUCCCCAGCUGGACGCGAUGGGAGUGGCAGCGAGGGAGGUAAUGUUGGACUGCCAGAUGCUGAGUUGAGAUGCAAAGGAGUGGCCUUGGGCAUCAAGAUUACUAACCUGGAGGUGCCGACGCCCUUAGCGGUGGGUGAGGGCGGCUGGUUGCUGUGCGAGUGGGAGGAUGAAGGGGACCACGUGUACGCCCUCAAGUGGUACGUGGGAGGCGAGGAGUUCUACCGCUGGACGCCCCUGGAGACGCCCGCCGUGAAGACCUUCAUGUCGUCGCACUUCGUGGUGGACAGCAGGGAGUCUCAGCGGGGGCGGGUCAGGAUACGCAAUGUGACCGUAAGUGCCGGAGGGAAGUACCGCUGCGAGAUAUCCGGCGAGGCGCCCAAAUUCAAGACAUCCUUCGCCACCGCUGACAUGAUGGUCGUGGACCUGCCGGACAGCCAGCCCAGACUGGUGGGCGGCGACGCGGGGCCUUACCAGCUGCACCAAGUCGUUACCAUCAAUUGUUCCUCGCACGAUGCUCUGCCUGCUCCCACCCUCACCUUCUACAUCAACGACCAGCCCGUUGACCCGGAGUGGGAGGACAACGAUCAGGUGAUACUGAACGAAACCUCUGGUCUCGAAACAAGCCACAAGAGUUUGCACUUCAAGCUGCGCCCCAGCAUGGUGUCCGAGGGCUUGCUGCAGGUCAAGUGCGUGGCGUCCUACCCUGACUUGUACUGGGACAGCAGCGACAUUACUUUCAGGGUGCUGUCGGGGCAUGGGUCUGGCUUCCCGCUCGGGUCGCAAGAGUUCGUGCUGCAGGGAGACGCAGGGCGGCCACAAGCUUCUUUACAUCACUUCCCCCUUUUCCUCAUCGCUCUCGUUUUCUUCCGGUAGCCUAGCCACUGCUGCCCAGCUUUUCUCGUUUUCCAUAGCGCAUCCAUCCCCCCCCCCCGUCUCUCUCUCUCUCUCUCUCUCUCUCUCUCUCUCUCUCUCUCUCUCUCUCUCUCUCUGUUUAGUUAGCGCCGUCCUAAUUGUUUCUGGUUUUCAUAGUUUGAUAUAUUGUAAGAUUGGUGCAUAAUGUUAUCCCUAAUUUGAGUUAUGACAAUAGUUGAGAGAGAGAGAGAGAGAGAGAGAGAGAGAGAGAGAGAGAGAGAGAGAGAGAGAGAAAGUUGUGAAAACCGCUAAAGGCGCCUUUCCGACGAAAAAAAAAAAAAAUCCACGCUGUAUAUUGUGGGGCGGGAGCGAUGCGCACAUUAGAGAGAGAGAGAGAGAGAGAGAGAGAGAGAGAGAGAGAGAGAGAGAGAGAGAGAGAGAGAGAGAAAUUCUGUGAAAACUGCCAAAGGCGGCUUUCCAAGUACGAGUAUAAACGUACCCUUACCGUAUGUGUGUGUGUGUGUGUGUACAAAGUUGCAUGUAUGUCACUGUUACCAGUUUCACUGCUUCUUUUCAUUACCGUUAGAAGCGCUUAGCACACUGCAGACUGUUACACCUCAAGGAGAUCGUAUUGAGCUUAUAACUGUUUCGUCUUUUCUCACAGGACGAAUGUAAACCAUGCGUCAUCAUUUUUCCCUUUGUUUCUUAUCCGAACUGGACUCUUAUCCUUUUGUUUGCUCAUUAAUGUGUUCAUUCCAUUGUUUGUAAAUGGAAGUUGCUUUGAGUAUGGGGAAAAAAAAAAAUUUUUCGUCAGACGGCAAAAAUAUUGUUUAUCAGGAUCAAACAUCCAAUACUUUAAGACAAGUAUCGUAUGGCAGUCAGUUGAAUAUAUUAUGGUUGGCGCAUAAGAGUGUGUAGGAGAAAAUUACCUGAAUAAGAAACAUAAUUGUGAAUACCCCAAGUUACAAAUUACCUUUUACAUACCGUGUUGGAUCGAUAAUGUGCUGAUGAAAUUACAAAUCAGAGGGAGAGAGAGAGAGAGAGAGAGAGAGAGAGAGAGAGAGAGAGAGAGAGAGAGAGAGAGAGAGAGAGAGAGAGAGAGAGAGAGAGGAAUUAGUUCUUAUAUUUCUCACCGUGUGUAUCCAUCAGUCUCGUUCCUUAUAUUAGCAGUCUCGUUCCUUAUAUUAGCCAUCUUUUAUCUCUAUUUUCUUAUUCUUUUAAAACCCAUCCUCUGCAAGAAGGUGGCUCUGACAGAAGAUUCUCCAGCUGCUGUCCAGACGUCCAGUAGACUGUUUCGUAACGAAGUUUCAUUGAUAAGUGACAAGGACAGGACAGUGGAAGUACAAGACACGUGUAUAGAAAAAUAAGAUAACAUCUUGAAAAGAAGGUUGUUUAGUGUUGAUGGUGAUGGUGAUGGUGGUGUACUGUACUGUGUAGCCAGGUGGGCAUUUGUAAGGGGCAUAGUGACUUGACCUUCUGAAUAUUCAAGGUAAUUCACGGGUUAUUGCACCUCAAGGUAUGAAAUAUAAAUUCUGAAGUAGUUGGGUGCUGCUGUAAGGAUCCUGAGGUGUUACCUAACCCUUGGAGUGGCUGUGGUGGUGGUCGACCUUCAGUACUCUUAUUUUCCUUCUCAAAAAAACAUUUUCCACUAGGCCAGUAAUGAGUGAGGCCAUGAGAGGCGCGCCACUGUGGCCUUUCGUGGUGUCACUCUUGUUACAGAUUUGCUACUGAAAUUUUAUCUUCGUUAGUUUGGUGUUAGUGGUUGUUUGUGUGUUGUUGUUGUUGUGUGUAUCGCUUUGUCUGAGUUUCUUACUUCAUGAACUUGUACAGAUUCAUCACUUAUUACAAAAUGUCUUACUUUACCCAGACUUUACAUACAUGUAUGCUACUUCCCUAUGCCUUCUUCGUAUACAUAUAUAUUUCUACGCUCUUGCAGCACCAUCCAUGAAUUUCCGUCCUUUUCCUCUCCAAGGUGUGCCGAACAUUCUGUAACAGUUUUCAAGUCGUGCCUCUGGUCUGUGAUGCAAACCAUAAUAAUUAAUGUCUUGUUUCGUCACCCUCCUCUAUUGUCUUCAGAGAUGUUUAUUUUCUCAAAAGUUUGUUUUGUAUAUAGAAGUGAACGCCUAUUUAAAAGCAGUGUCCUGUGUAUUUGAUAUUGAAUGUUAAUAAAUGUACAAAGACUGUGUAAUAAGACCAAGUGUUUACUG
Scylla paramamosain (green mud crab) is the source of this 3563-nucleotide messenger RNA. RefSeq lists its product as uncharacterized. Bases 466 to 1377 code for a protein of 303 amino acids. The transcript has 7 exons. NCBI's taxonomy places the organism in Eukaryota, Metazoa, Arthropoda, Malacostraca, Decapoda, Portunidae. The record is from RefSeq and is a predicted model, not a curated record.